This is a messenger RNA of Ilex paraguariensis (yerba mate), 309 nucleotides long. Lineage: Eukaryota; Viridiplantae; Streptophyta; Magnoliopsida; Aquifoliales; Aquifoliaceae. The record is from the annotation of a GenBank genome assembly.
AUGGCUUGGUUGAAAGUGGAGGACAAGUACUUCUAUGAAUCUUCAUUUUACUUCCUCAAUUUGUGCUCAUGGGUGUGGCAGACGCCUGUUCCAAGUUUUCCACAUUACCAAGGAGCAUGGUCCAAAGAAUGGAUCCUAAACAACCUCAACGCUUCUCGUCUUGUUCACUAUUUCAUGUUCCUCGCGAUACUAAGCUCUUUGAAUUUCAUUUUCUACUUGGUUGUGACCAAGUUUUAUCAGUACAAAGCUGAAGUUUCUGACUCGAUGGAAGUUCUGAAAGGAGAAUUGGAGGGGUCCAAGGUUAAGUAA